This is a messenger RNA of Oncorhynchus nerka (sockeye salmon), 4575 nucleotides long. It is a transcript of the gene htr2b, whose product is annotated as 5-hydroxytryptamine (serotonin) receptor 2B, G protein-coupled. The transcript has 4 exons. Gene Ontology annotation, biological process: G protein-coupled receptor signaling pathway, coupled to cyclic nucleotide second messenger; chemical synaptic transmission; smooth muscle contraction. Lineage: Eukaryota; Metazoa; Chordata; Actinopteri; Salmoniformes; Salmonidae. Gene Ontology annotation, molecular function: G protein-coupled serotonin receptor activity; neurotransmitter receptor activity. Gene Ontology annotation, cellular component: plasma membrane; dendrite. The coding region runs from base 738 to 2123 and encodes 461 amino acids. The record is from RefSeq and is a predicted model, not a curated record.
AUCUGAAAGUUUUCAACCUGUGAUCGCGGUAGGUGAUGCGAAUCGAAACCGGGGGCUCAUCCAACAAGCGGGACAAAGGAAUUUCCUACGGAUGGAAUGCACCAAAGUGAGAUAAUAUUAGGCAAAUAUUUUCACAAGGGGAGGGCUGCCUGUGACAUUUUUACAUUUUGGAGGAGUUAUAAGUUAUAAAAACAUGAUCGGGGACAAGAAGAAAAAAAAGCAGUCAUUGAAGGAGUUUGAGGAUCGAGUUGUUUGGUGAUGAACAGCACUGGUUUUGCACGAUUGAAAAAAAAAAAAAGUGGAUUAUAGCAGCUCAGAAGGCGAUACAAAUGUACAGGACAAACCAAAAAGGAGAACACAAGGGCUGUUGCCUUUGAUGAAGUAGAAACUGGCCUGUUCUAGAGCGUACACAAACCAGAAGACCACGGCGCCCGGAUUACGAGUCAGACAACACCCCUUUUUCCUGUGGAGGUACAUUCUGUGCUUAGAUUACUGCCUUGAACACGUUUUGAGGCGACAUGUUAAGUUUUGGAGCUGCUGGGCUUUUUUGAUUGUGAAGUGGGCCUUUUGGUUUAUACGGUGCACCCGGGUAUGAGCCACCGCCCUGUGUACUGGACCUAAGCUACCCACCCCUGCCCCUGCUCGCGGGACCCUGUGACCAUGCUGACCAAGCCCCCUGAACCAGCCAGAGCAGAGCCCCGACCCGCGCCCAACCCAGCCGUCCUCUCCACAGCAGCAUGUCCCAGCCAGAGGCACCCCCGCUGGCGGUCAACGGUUCGGGGUCCGGGGAGAUGGCUGGUGCUCAGCUACGCUGGGCCGCAUUGCUCAUCAUUAUGGUCAUCAUCCCCACCAUUGGGGGCAACAUCCUGGUCAUCCUGGCAGUGUCGCUGGAGAGGAAGCUGCAGAAUGCCACCAACUACUUCCUGAUGUCCCUGGCAGUGGCCGACCUGCUAGUGGGACUCCUGGUGAUGCCCAUCGCCCUCAUCACUGUGCUCUACAAUUCCGGGUGGCCUCUUCCGGAGUUUCUCUGUCCAAUCUGGCUCUUCCUGGACGUCCUGUUCUCCACAGCGUCCAUCAUGCACCUGUGUGCCAUCUCACUGGACCGCUACAUCGCCAUCAAGAAGCCCAUUCAGCACAGCCAGUAUAAGUCCAGGGCCAAAGCCAUGGCCAAGAUAGCAGUGGUGUGGUUCAUAUCUAUUGGUAUCGCAAUUCCCAUUCCCAUCAAGGGGCUGAGAAACUACCAUCUUCCCAACAAUGUCACCUUUAACAGCAACCACACCUGCCUACUGAAACCAGACAGCUUCCGAGAAUUCAUCAUGUUUGGCUCCAUGACAGCUUUUUUCAUCCCUUUGACUAUCAUGAUGGUCAUCUACCUGCUCACCAUCCAGGUGCUGCGCAAGAAAGCCUUUCUGCUCAGGUCAAAGGUGACCCAACGCUUCACUCGCCCAACCGUCUCCUCAGUCUUCCAGAGGGAGCAGUCUGUGGCUUCUCCCACAACUGAGAAACUGCCAGGAAAAUCCAUUUCUCCCGCCAACCCAAUCAUAGGUGACGAGAUCCCCAUCCGUCGCAUGUCCACCAUAGGCAAGAAGUCAAUGCAGAACCUGACCAAUGAGCAGCGUGCCUCCAAGGUGCUGGGCAUAGUCUUCCUUCUGUUUGUGGUCAUGUGGUGCCCAUUCUUCAUCACCAACAUCACCUCUGUGCUGUGCGCCAGCUGCGACGUCCAUGUGAUCGGCCGUCUGAUGGAGAUCUUCGUGUGGGUGGGCUACGUGUCAUCAGGCAUCAACCCGCUGGUCUACACCCUCUUCAACAAGACCUUCCGCCAGGCCUUCACACGCUACAUCACCUGUAACUACAGCAGCACCACUAACACGCCAGCCAGGCAAACUAGGGAACAGCAUGGCUGCAGGAAUCUGACACGGAUCGCCUUCCAUUCAUCUGUGGCGGAAAACUCCAAGCUGUUCAUGAAGCGGGGGGUGAAGAACGGCAUCGGGCCGGUGUGCUAUCAGAGCCCGCCGAGGCCACGGCAAGCACCCAUGGAGUCCUCUGCUAGCGUUCUACUGGACACUCUGCUCCUUACAGAGAAUGAGGAUUGCAAACUCAAAGAGCAUGUCAGUUAUGUGUAGUGCAAAAGGAAAUCAUUGGAACCAGAAAGUCAUGUGAAAAAGACAGCCCAGGCUCGAGUUGUCCAGGGGUUCAGGUGACAAGACACCUUCCUUGAGCAUCACUUCUGUGGAUUCGGUGCUAUUAAAAGAAAACACCGUGUGCUCUCAAGGGCGAAACAAAAUGCCGAUCUCUGUCAAACACUUUGGCGAGAAAGAAGAGGCCCUCCGAUUCUAUAAAGAGAUUGCUGAACAUUAGGAGUAAAAUGAGACAGCAAAUAGGUGCACCGAGGUAGUUAGUUACCUUCAAUAAAAAACGAACCCUAUAACGCUCAGGUCGGAUUGUCCUUAAGGAGGCUGCCAGACAGAUAAGGAAUGAGGACAGACGGUCUUGAAACACUCAAAGUGGAUACAAUGUGUAUUCCCAUGCCACCUUGGGCUAUUUGGUGGUCUGCUAUGGACAAUUUCCAUGGAGGAGAUGACAUGCUUACCAAUUGAGAGGACAAACACUCCUCCCACAUAAACUAGACAUUCAGCCUCCACAUCACACAGAGUUCUGAAGGAAUACACUAUAAAUGCCACCCAUUUUUACGGCAAUGUUUUGGUAAGUGUUUUAUAAACUGUGAACAGAUGUUAUGAAAAGUCACAAGACCUAUUUUCCCCGAAGUGUUAUAAUAAUCCACUUGGAUGUUUAUAUAUAUAUAUAUAUAUAUAUAUAUAAAUUCAACAUAGACAAAACCUUUGCAAAUGGGAAGCUUGUCAAAUACAAAAUGUAUAGCCUACGAAUGGAUGUGUGAUGGUUCAGAAAUGUAUAAAAACUGUGCUUGGCUUAAAGAAAAGCCGUGUCCUUUUUUACAGUUCUUAAGAGGAUCUUGAAAGCAGAUGUAACUACCGACCAAGUCAUCUUAUUUUAAACACGUCUUUAUCUCUGAAAAUACGUGUUUUGCAGCCGCAACGGCCGAUCUACUGUUUCACUUUCAUCAGAGUUUAUAUAGUGUCUCCUUGAUGGGGUGGUAAUGAAGCAAAGCAAAGCUAAAUGGACACGAGAGCCAAAAUAAACACACCAUAAACCACUGUGCUCGGAGUUCAUCGUCACAAACAACGACUACGAGGAGGCUGAAUCCUGAACGUUAAGUGCGUAGGGACAUGAUCGCUUUAUGAGGGGCAAUAAAAAGGGCAUUUUGAUUCAUUCUCCGUACCAGUGAAUUAAGUAACAACUCAAAAACAAUUGACUUCAUAUAAACCUAAAAAUAGAUUUUUAUGGUGAGUGUACUAAAUUAGUCCACAGCAUCAAAUCUAUAAUAAUAAGUACCAAGGAUGUACCACAUGGCCAGAAAUGUAAUGAGAGAGCCCAUGUUUGGUUCAUUUACAAAUUCCAAUGCAUAUUUCUGCCAUCCUGAGACGGUGGGGAGGAAUAUACCCAUGCCCUUUCGAAGCAGUUGGAGAGUGAGAGACGCCAGCACACCAGCGUUCACUCUGACCUUUGACCCACUCAGAGACAGCAGCUCUGAGCACCACGUCCUGGUUUCCCAAGACUGUAAGGGGGCCUGGAAGCCAUGGGGGGAGUGAGAGCUCAACUGAAUUGUUGCCGCUCAGGAGGAUCUCUAAACAGAGGAAGGAUUUACACUAGGUUUAUCUAACAGCCAAUUGAUCAUGUGAAUAUCACAUAGCCUUUUUUGGGCUUAAAAUAGUCCCACCAUUUUCCUCUGCUUGGCUCGGUGCCGUUUAAUGCUGCAGUGCUGCCUGGUGCUGUUGAAUGCUGCAGUGAUGCCUGAUGGGUAAAUUCACGUCAGAGAAUGAGUGAUAAGCCUCCGUAAACAGACCGAAAAACAAUAAUGUGGCUCGGGAGGAUGACAUGGAGCCAACGUCCUCAGACACUGAACUACCUGUAAAGGAGCCAGGAAGUAAUUGUAUCCUCUCAGCUAAAAGUUAACCUAAAUUCUGUCAUCCAUUUGCUGAGACGCUGAUCACUAGGUCAUGUUGAUAAUCCGCAUGCAAACCAAUCACACGAUCAUUUAAGAGUGCCAACACUAGGAAAGUGAGGGAUAGUUUGCAGCUGAUCAAUGUAGGUUAGGCUAUGCUUUCUGAAGAGUAAAAUCACUUCCAAAAAAGUGUCAUAUCUUUGAUCAUGAAUAGCAUUUAAAAAUUACAAGAGACUACUGAAACCAUUGCACAGACCAAAACAAGGGUGGUUCAAAGAUUAUUCAUGUUCCAUAAAUUUAACUUGGACAUGAAACAAAUUCACAUUGCUGAAACUUAAGCACACUUUCAAAACAUUUAACUGUGUUGGUUUUUCAAACGACAAAUGAUACCCAGCACUUACCAGGGUUGAGCUCAAUUCAGAAUUUUGGAAUAGAAUCCCAUUCAACUCUUGACUUGAAAUUCAAAUGGUCUACACCCCCACAGCAUGUAGAAUUUGAAUGACAGGAAGUAGAAUUUAAUUUGAUUCAAUUAAAAAUUCCACUAAGUCAUUGAA